This is a messenger RNA of Lathyrus oleraceus (garden pea), 1221 nucleotides long. RefSeq lists its product as uncharacterized. The transcript has 6 exons. The record is from RefSeq and is a predicted model, not a curated record. Bases 52 to 912 code for a protein of 286 amino acids. Lineage: Eukaryota; Viridiplantae; Streptophyta; Magnoliopsida; Fabales; Fabaceae.
AAUAUAUUGAUUGGUAAUGUUCAUAGCAAUAUUUCUCAAGAAAAAUUACAAAUGGAUGUUAUAGAAAAAUUCCCAACCAGAGCUUUCCACCAUUAUCCGAGAAUAAACUCAGACAUCAAAAGGAGACUCACCCUCGGAUUUUUGCCAAGCAAAAGAACAUGCAACUUGCACAAAAAGAUGGAGAUACAACAAAGAAGUUUAUGUUUCAAGAAGAAUGUCCAAAACAAAACUUGGGAUAGCAAUAGAAUUUCAGCCAUAUUACCAAACAAAGGCCCCAAAUCUGGGCAAAAUUCAAUGUCUCCGGCAGAGAUAGUAGAUCACUUCUACACAUGUAUCAAUGAGAAAGAGCUGCAACAAUUGGAUGAAUGCAUAUCUCAAGAUGCCUGCUUUUAUGACUAUACCUUCAUCAAUCCAUUUCAAGGAAAGAAGGAAGUGAUGCAUUUCUUACAGCAGCUUACUUCUGGUAUGGGCCAGAAUGUGAAAUUCAGAGUGAGAAACAUAUGCGAGGGAGAUGAUUUAACUGUCGCGGCAAAAUGGCAUUUGGAAUGGAAGAACGAACGAAUCCCAUUCACCAGAGGCUGCAGUUUCUUCCAGUUAGCAAAAGUAGAAGAAAGUGUGACAAUUAGGAGCGCUGAGAUAUUUAUCGAAUCACUAGUCAAACCAGGAAGCAUAGUUUUGACCAUGUUGAAGACUGUGACCUCAUUGUUUGAUGACUUUCCAAAAGCAACAGAAUGGUUUUUAAGAAGACCUCAUUCAAUACUAAUAUGGAUGUUGAAAAUUUACAACAUAUUUGUAGCACCUUUCCUUAAUCCAAUACUAGAUGGCUACAUAAAGCUAUGGAGCUUCAUGAUACGAUUGAUUAGCUAUGCAUUCAGUGUUGCUAUGUUUAUUUCUAAGAAUAUAUUUAAGUAGAGGGUAUGAUAUCUCACAUCACUUGCCGUCAUCAUCGGCUUUGCGGUUCCACCAUGUAUCCAACAGUGAGAGAGCAACCAAAGGUCCUAUAACAGGAGGAAGUGGGGGAGGCCGGCUAUAGGCGACUAUAGGGUCAAUCAUCUCUUUAGUUGCUAGCCCGAUUUCGCCAGAUUCAUUCUUAUCUUGUUUUUUAGGUGUUGAUGUCGCCAAUAUACCUAGAUCAAUACAAGAUGUCAUUUCAUUACUAAACAUUGUUUCAAUAAUUUUCUUAUAUUUGCAAGUUCUCUCUGUCUAACAAGUUACUGCCAA